This is a messenger RNA of Botrytis sinoallii, 993 nucleotides long. RefSeq lists its product as uncharacterized. The coding region runs from base 1 to 993 and encodes 330 amino acids. The transcript has a single exon. NCBI's taxonomy places the organism in Eukaryota, Fungi, Ascomycota, Leotiomycetes, Helotiales, Sclerotiniaceae. The record is from RefSeq and is a predicted model, not a curated record.
AUGACCUCAGGCUAUCCAUAUUCACCCCAUUACAACAACGACAACAAUAGAAAUCCAAAUUCGGCAUCGACCGCCAACGCAAACUCAAACAACCGUUCACUAUGGAACAACGAAUCUUUGGCUGGUAGAGGAGAGGACAUUGAAUCUCUAACUUUACCUCCAAUCAGUCGGCCAAAUCCCGAGAACAGAUUGGAGCUACCUGCAAUAUCAUCAUCACCACUUUUUGUAUCAGAUUCCCAUACAGGACAAUCACAGCCAGAACAAUCCUCUCACCGUCUCGAUUCAAGGAGCAAUGCAUCGGCAAUGAUACUUGGAGCCGUAUCCGCCUCUACAACAACCACUAAUUCAAAUUCAAGACCUGGUGAAAACCGCACAAAACGCUCUCGGAGCUCAUCUCCCCCCGAUCUUUUUUCUUUUGAUCCUUUUGACGAAACCGUCCGGUAUCGAUCACCACCUCCACCACCAUCAAAUCAAGUGGGUCGACAAAAUUCACGACCAUCCUCACAACCAGGAAGAGGGUCUUCCUUUUAUGACGACGACGCCGAGGCUUUAGCAAAUUUCGACUGGGACACUUUUCUUUCACAAGACAACGAAAACGACGAAGAGAUUGACGAUCCAUUUGCAUCGCCACCACAAAUACCCAGUCGAGUUUCCGAUAGUUACGGUGUAGUUGAUCUUACUGAAUCAUCACCAGCUAUGGUUCCCCCGCCAGAAAGACGCAGAGCUCUUAGCGGCACCAGUUUACGCCCAGCUACACUCACCAGACCGAAAUCCCCACAACGACGAAAGCCAAGUCUCUCAAAGUCUACAUCUGCAAAAACGUCGCAAGCUUUUCACCAUCAGAAACAAAACCCGAGGAAGAUAUCGAAGUGGUUGAUCUCUGCGAGAAUUUCAAAUCUACAAGAAUAUGAAGCCGCGAAGGCGAAAAGACAAGAAGACUUGAUCAAACAACAAACCAAGAUGAAGCAAACAAAACCGGGUCCAAAUUGGUAG